CCAACGAUUAAUCGACAUUACAAUUACAACACAUUGAUCCUCGAUUAAUCUUCGAUGAAAAAUAAUGCAAAUAACGAAUGCAUAUUACAUACGAUACAAAUAAUGUAUCGUUUACGCGUUUUAAACAUUCUAUUAAUCAUUGGAAGAAGAAAAAAAACGAUAGGCGACAUUAAUAAAUUGUACAUACAUGUGCAUGCAGACAAGAUGGCGUAUUCCUGUGUUGUGCUUGCACAUAGGCCACGCGAUGGUAGACAACGCAUCGUUCGUAUUCUAACCUAAAACCACGACCCUUUCGAUUACACCGAAAAUGUAAAGAUUUAUUUUGAAGAAAGAAACAAUGUCAUAUCAAAACUCACCGUUUUCAACGAUGUACGCUCAAGAAGAUUACGACAUCGACGAAGAUAAUGAAGAAUAUGUCGAGGAAGAUCGAGAUGCGGAGGAGCAGGACGAUAGCGAUGAAGAUACGGAAGAAGCUAGCGAGACGGAUAUGGGAAAAUCUGAAGAAUAUACAGAGAUUAAAGAACAGGUAUAUCAAGAUAAAUUAGCCAAUUUAAAAAAGCAAUUACAACAACUGAAGGAUGGCACCCACCCAGAAUAUAAUCGUAAACUAAAGCGCUUAGAAGCACAAUACAAAGAAAGGUUGCGUCUGAAUAUCAUUUAUCGAGAUUAUUUAACGGAAUGGGUCGAAAGAGAUUACAUACUGGAGAAAAAAGCAGCUGCUAAAGAAUUUGAGGAAAAGAAAAUAGACUUGAAAGAAAACUUACUAACGGAUAUGGAAGAAAAAAGAAAAAUGAUUGAAUCCGAUCGGCAUACAAUGGAGCUUACAGGAGAUUCGAUGGAGGUAAAGCCAGUGAUGACAAGAAAAUUACGUAGGCGACCGAACGAUCCGGUACCCGAAAAAGUCGAGAAACGUAGGAAACCUCCUCCGGCGCAAUUAAAUUACUUAUUAGAUGAAAAAGAAAUAGAAAGUGAUUUAAAAGCUAUUAGUCGGGGUAAAAUUUUAACGACGAUAAGAAAACCAGUACUUCCACAUUACAAUACAGUAAAUAUACAAUCUCAACAUAUUUCGCCAUCUACCGACACAUCUCUAGUGGAAACAAGGAUAGAAGGUGGAAAACUCCUCUAUGAAAGACGAUGGUUCCAUCGUGGACAACCGGUAUACGUAGAAGGACAGGACUUGACGAGAUUUGCGGCAAACAUAUCGGCGAUUGGAACAGAAGCUAUAUGGGUGAAAAAAAUAUCGGAUGGAAGCAAAGUUAGAAUUUACAUAUCGCAACUGAGCCGUGGAAAGAUUUCUAUAAAACGACGAGCAUCGUAAUAACUCUCCUUUAAUGAGUUAUGACGACAUUUGCAUAUACGGCGGCUAGAAGCAUUUGAUGAAGCAUCGAAUAAUGAUCAAACUUGUGAUAUAUUAGAUUUAUCGUUUAUUUAAGUUCUAUUGUUCAAAGGCAAUGUAAUUUUGACAAUGCUUGUUUUCUGCCACCAAUAAAACCAAAUUUUUUGAUGAUUUUCAACUGCUAUGUAUAUCCAGAGGAAAUACGAAAAAAUGAGUAAUGCCAUCAUUACUAGCAAAGAAUAAGUGGUCCAUCGUGCUGGAGGAAAAUUAUUAUAAUUAUUCGCUGCAUAAAAAUCAGCACCAAUCACGCAAAUGUAGGAACAUAUUACGGUCGCUGGGGUGACAAUGAUACAGCGAAGCAAAUCUGUUCUCAAAUUGCGCAUAUAUAAUUGAUGACGUUGAUGUUGAAUAACGCACAGCCAUAUAAUAACGGAUGUAAUAGCUUUGUAACGUGGGGUGCGUUCGACUUGAAAUACGUGUCCGCAUAAUUCACAAUUAUUUCUAUUGCUUUCCUCUAACCAACGUUCUAAACAUUUCACAUGAACAGCACCCAUCGUACCCUAAAAAUAGUACAUACAAAUAUAUAAUAUCUAAUAGAUUGCAGCUCAAAAUAAUAUGUGUAUUAUAAUUGUUCAUAUAUGUAUAUACUAAUUACCAAAACUAAAACAUUGUACAUAUUGUAUAAAUAUUAAUAAUACGAUA
Molecule: messenger RNA, 2038 nt
Organism: Polistes canadensis
Lineage: Eukaryota; Metazoa; Arthropoda; Insecta; Hymenoptera; Vespidae
Product: sin3 histone deacetylase corepressor complex component SDS3
Exons: 8
Coding region: 338-1318 (326 amino acids)
Biological process (GO): negative regulation of transcription by RNA polymerase II
Cellular component (GO): Sin3-type complex
Molecular function (GO): histone deacetylase binding
Source: RefSeq, a predicted model, not a curated record